CAUAAUCCUCAUAAUCCCUCCUCCCCCUCAUCUUACGCCUAGGAUGUUGUUGCUUCACACUGCAGUUUGCAUUAGUCUCAUACUACUCUAAGCGCCUGACUUAUCAGGUUGCCCUCCCUUCUUUACCUUCCCACCGGUACCUUCGGAAUUUUGAAGUCAAAGGAGUAUUAUAUAGCCGCUGUGUUCCAUCUAACGGCAUCUAUCACACACAUCCAGUUUUUUUCUUACUGCCCCUAGUACAUCCCGGCCGGUUGGGGGGUUUGCUUGGAAGUCCUCGUCUGCUGGUAGCACAGACCGAGUGGCAUAUUCAACAACCGUUCCUUUCCUUCUACCUUUACUUUCGUAGAGCUUCAAAAGGUUAGGUCUAAAGAGACGAAUUAUCAAUAUCGUCAAAAUGGCAGGUCCCGAGUCGUCUAGGAGACCAAAAUUGUCUCUUCAAACGAAGUCAUCACCAGGGCCAAGCACUAGAUCAGCGAGGACUUUACCAAAUGUUAAUCCUAGGUCGCCGACAUCUUUCAAUACCCUCUCAAAUAAAUAUGUCACUGCUAUUGAAAGGUCGACACCGAUUCAGUCGACUCCUAUAACGGCUAUCAAUCUUCUUCAACCUCUCAAGCUUCAAACUGACCCAGAGACUCUCAAGACUCGCCAGUCGAAAACAGAGACGCCGUUCACUGCGAAUUUACCGGAAACUCCACUGUCUGCAAACCCUAUCUCACCGGCCCAGCAAAUGGACAUAAUAUUUCCGAGUAGUAUGACGGCAACUCCUCCAAUGUCUGCCGGGCCAGUUGAGUCAUCCGAGCCCAGCAAGUUUGCGUUCCUCCACGCCGACUCGAAAAAACAGGCAUACCCAUACUCGCCUGCCCAGAGCCGACGGCGAGUGAUCUACGCACCUUACGGGACACCUGCAAAAGCACCGUAUACUCGUGACAAGUCACUUCACAGUAUAUUACGAAACUCGCCUUUACCACCUCAAAGCGCUAGAUCACCUCUCACGCCGACAAGGCAAUCGCGUCGACUGCAAGAGAAGGCUAGCAGGCAUGUGGGCUAUGUGUCUCCACUAACGCAGACCAUCACGACCGAGAAGUAUAUCAAAUCUCACGUCGACCUACUUGCGGACGAUGCAUCUCCAUAUACACCUUCACCGGUUGUAGAGGAUUCAGACAUGCUUCUUGACCUUGCAAUGGCAUAUACGGGAGAUGAGACACGCAACGGCGGAGAAACACCAGGACCGUUCGAAGAAAUGCGAAGGCGUAUGAACGGGUUGGGUACAGACUCACCCAUCCUUUCACCUAGUGGUCGUGGGGUACACAAGCGUAGGAGGAAGGACAAGAGGCGGAAGUGGGUUUGGACUAUAAACCCAGAUGAAGAGGAAAAUGAGGGCGGCGCAAUGGCUGCCCUCAGAGCUGCCGCGGCGGAGUCUUCUACGCCUAGAGGGCCAGCACCUACGUCUGUCCCUAUACUGCGUAUACCCGCUCCUAUACCGGCAAAGGCAGCCACGCCGGAGCCUGUAACGGCUGUUAAAAUUAGUGUUGGGUCUAUCGGGUCAGGAUCGGACACGACGGUGGAUCGCACGGAUGUUGAGAUGUCCGAUGCGGACAGUCAACUCUCAAGCAGGGCUACAACACCCCACAGUGUUGAUCUAAAUAUGAAGACUCCGACGGCGCUGGCACUCAAUACGGAGGUCUCGAAGGUAGAACAGUUUGGAUCUGCGGACUCGAUCGAUCCCGCGACGGGCAUGAGAAGGGACACGCCGAUCCCACCGGACCUAGUCAGCACGGUAUAGUCACGACACAGACGAUAUGAUAUCGAAGUAUAUUGGACAGCAAGUCGAAAUCACGACUGCUAAUGGCUCGAAACAGGGCGAAGAGCCAGUCUAGUUUGGAUGGAGGCAAUGGGAAAUGAUGGAAUUUUAUACGCAUACCGCAAGGCAUACGGGUGCAUUGGACGGCAUGUUUGGUUUAGCGUAGGCGUUGAUCGAUACCAUCGCAUAGCGGGUUUCGUGCUUUGGUUACAUAUGGACGGAUAGGUAUACGAGGAUACGAUGGAUAUGAAAAUGAAUACGAAUCAACACAGUUGCACAAUGACUUGGUCCAAGAUGGGUACAUGCAUGUGAAUGUUGCAUGUUUAUUGGAGUUGACGA
Annulohypoxylon maeteangense is the source of this 2140-nucleotide messenger RNA. RefSeq lists its product as uncharacterized. Lineage: Eukaryota; Fungi; Ascomycota; Sordariomycetes; Xylariales; Hypoxylaceae. The transcript has a single exon. The coding region runs from base 395 to 1783 and encodes 462 amino acids. The record is from RefSeq and is a predicted model, not a curated record.